GCAGCGCGCUAGCGCUAUAGCGCGUCAGCGGGCACCGUGACCAGGUGACUCGGCACACUAGUACCGGUAGAUCUACAUAAUAAACCAACUGGGUAAUUCGUUUACUAGCUAGAGAAGUUUUGCGUUCCGACUAGAGAAGGAGAAACUUACUUGAAAGCCUUGGUCUUAGCAUUACCGAUACGGUGUGGCAUUGUCACUCCAUUCAAAUCCUCUGCACUAGCGUACAUGUAGUCAACGGGAAAGGUCCGCUGAUUAUUUGAAUGGAAUGGAGUCCGCAAGGAAAAGCAGCUGGAAAGGCAUCGAGUGCAAACCAGCUGCACCGCACAGUCACCGGGCACACAGGUGAAUAAUGAUUAGGUUGGAGUUUGUCACGUUACUCUCAGUUGUGCUCAUGCUAGUCACCAUUGCCAGUCGCGGAGAAUCGUCAACUGUGCUGCCGAACAGCAGUUGUCUUCUGUGGCCACGCAGGGACUAUGCGGACCGAUGUGAAAUGCUGCGGUGCGGCGACAAGAUCUAUGAUCCCCCUUACGUCGACUGCGUCGACCCGGUCCUCGACCAGGAGAUCUACACCGUGUCCAUGAUGCAGCGGCAGCAGCAGUGUGGCACAGCUCAAGUCACUGCGCCUGGUCGGCCUCGGAAUGUCCGAGCAACGCAGCCCAGGCUUUACGGUGGCACUUUCUCAUUCGGCGUCACCUGGGAAGAUCCAGUGGAUUCCAAAUUUCUCGUCGGCUAUCGUAUUGCCCUAUCGCUUAAGAGGGGAACAGCCGUGAAAUAUGAUCUUUCUUUGAAAUCACUUCGGGAAAGUGGUCUGGACAACGGGCGUUACAGAGUGUUUUUCACCACAGACAAGUCACGGCACUCUGAAGCCAGCAUACGAAUUACGCCCAGCUCAUUUGAUGAAUGCUUCAUGGACUACGCCGAAAAGAGAGACUACAGUGUCAAGGUUACAUCACUUCCACUGGCGGGUCCUGAUACACCAGAUUAUGAUAAACAGACUGUUGAGAGUAACAACAUUGAAGUGAACCCAUGCAAGGAGAAAGACUGCCCUACUAUAAUGGUGAACUACAGCAGCGCGGACUGCAGUUCAGAUAAGACUGAAUCACGGUCAUUGUGUGACUGUGGGCCUCUGGAUGCAGAUCUGACCAAAGUAACCGCCAUGUAUCAGACAUUGGAUGAGAGCAAUCGCACUUCAGUCACGUUCACGUUAAAAUGGAACCCCUACACGAGAAGCCAGGGAUGGUACUUCCUUUCGGCGCAUUUCUUGAAUCACUCAAACUGCAAUUUCAAGCAUUUCAUAAGCCGUGAUAGCGAAAAAUUCACGGGGAAAGUACAGUCCAUCACAUUAAAAAACGUCGAUCCCGAAUUCACGGCAUGUGCUGUUGUUUACGUGAAAGCAGAAGGUUUGUGCAAGGUUAGUGGAACAACAACGGGCGAUGGACAAUAUUUACAUGUGACUGAAAGCACCAAACCAAAAGCAAACUCCCUGUCGGUAUCCUCAGCUUCUGCCACACCAGCAGCAUCACCAUCCUCAUCACCACCGCCUGAAGUCGGUACUGCCAAGGAAUCAGGAGUCAAUGCAAGCUUGGUGGCGGGAGUUGUGAUUGCUAUUGCGGGACUAGCUGUUAUGUUAGCCCUGCUGGGAAUGAUUCUGUGUUCGCGUGUCAAGCCAUCUUCAGGGUGGAAAGAGUUUGUGUCCAGGUUGUGGAGCUGGAUAUGGAGAUGUAGACGGCCUGUUCCGCCUGUUCAGCCCUCCAAUAGAACGAGUCAAGUUCCACUAGAUCUGAACAGUGUCAGUGCUUAUCUAAGCUACUCUCGCUUUACCAACACCAGUCGUCAGCAAGCUGUGGAGCUGUCUGCUGCUCUCACGGAACAGGGCAUAGAUGUCGUGUCGGACAUUGACCCCGGUCACCGCCAUAGCAUGGCCGAUAACCGUGAAGCCUGGCUCGAGGAAAAGAUGGGAAGCGUUGACUUUGUCAUUAUGCUGCUGCACGAGACGCAUCCACUGAACCUGUCCAUGACUCAUGAGUUGCGCAAAGCUCAGCUGGCCGUCGACGAGGAUGACAGUUUCAAACUGACAAUGUCGGAGGUGAACAGGAUACAGGGCAUGGAAUUUGUCGGUGAAACUAGAUCAGUUGUUCCAGUGUACUAUGGUUUAGCUGGUGCUUCCAACCAGACCUUGUUGCCUGUGGGUAUGAGAAUGAAGACAGUAUAUCGACUGCCAAAGGAUUUCUCGUUUGACACCACGAACUGCAGGCAGUUUCAGCAUCUGGUGGACAGGCUACACGAGACUACCUCGCCGUUGUCUUCCGUCAUGGCCAUUACAUCUUUGUAGGCUGUGUGUGUGUGUUUGUGCCAGAGUGCACAGAACAGCACACCAGACAACCCCAGGAUGCGCACACCGCACACACGGCUGUGCAUCAGACAAUGCCACGCGGUGCACAGAGUACCAUUAGAUCGGCUUCUCCUGUGCGUAGGUGUUAUGUGAAGAUACCAUAGCAUGGAAUGCAACCCUAUGUGUCUUCUAGCUCACACUGCUUCUGUCAUAUUACUCAUAUCUACCCUACGUUUGAUGCCACCUCCCUCAGCCUUUGUUGAUCUUCCCGGCCAUAUGGCAUAGUUAUCUUGUUUACCGACAAAUUCACUCUCCUUGACUAUUUACCAGAGCGUAACUUUCCUGAUAGAAAAAAUUGAAAAUAGGAAGAUUUGGAUGAAAGUGCUCAUUGCUCAUCAUCAGAGCCACUUUCAACCAUGCUCACUACACGCAGUAUACGGCCGCCUGUGCACGUACAGGCUACGUAUAGCUGACAUCUGCGUACGUGUACUAGUACUUGAUUUCUUGAGGACAUCUAUUCAGUUAUUCCAUCAAUUAUUACAGCAACUCCAGCACUAGUCGAUCGUGUUAAGAACAAUUUUUGAUCAAUAUCUUCCCAUCCAUUGACAAGACUGCAUCUACUAGUUUCUUUGUUUGUAUGAAAUGAAUUUCACGGCCAGCGAGAGUCGAUCAGACCGGAACUUUAGCACGUGUAGCUAUCGUUCGAGCCUUA
Molecule: messenger RNA, 3044 nt
Organism: Sycon ciliatum
Lineage: Eukaryota; Metazoa; Porifera; Calcarea; Leucosolenida; Sycettidae
Exons: 14
Coding region: 350-2332 (660 amino acids)
Source: RefSeq, a predicted model, not a curated record